AUGCCAGAGGAUUCACCAAGCGUGAAAGUCAGCGCUGUUCGGGACACAUACGGUGCCGAGGUGAAGUUCUGUCGGCCCACACAAGAGGCACGUGAGGCCAUGUCGGCUGAAAUCGUAGCCGAGCUUCGCGCGAAAAACGGGGCUGAAAAGGCUGAGGAGAUCCACCCCAAUCAGGACAUUCGGGUGGUGAACGGCCAGGGUUCUGUUGGCCUGGAGAUUUUGGGGCAGCAGCCUGACCUGGAUGCGAUUGUGGUGUCCAUUGGUGGGGGCGGCCUCAUCUCUGGCAUUGCUACAUACGUCAAACAUAUCAACAAAAACAUCAAGCUGAUUGGGGCGGAGCCUGAACGUGCAAGAAGCGCCUUCAUGUCGAAACAAGCUGGCAAGCUAGUGAAAAAUCCUCCGAAUACUGUCAUUGAAACCAUUGCGGACUCCGUCAAGAGCAGCCUUGGGCCCACGACGUACCCGGUGGUGCAGGAUUUGGUGGACGCCGUCUUUACCGUCACAGAGCAGGAGAUCGAAGAUGCCACAAAGUUCACAUUGGAAAGAGCAAAGCAGGUGAUCGAGCCGGGCUGCGGGGUUGCUGUGGCAGUGGCCACCUCCAAGCAGCUCUACGAGAGGUUUCCUGAUCUGCAGAAGAUUGGCGUGGUAUUGUGCGGUGGCAACAUUGACCUGGACAAUCUACCUUGGUCUGAGCUGUUUAAGCGGAUGGAAGACCACGUCGGCACAAAGGUGGCCGUGGAACUCUGCGAGAUUCUCAAUGAGCCUGCUAUGACCUUCCUGCGCGUCAACACAGCGCGAAUUUCCAGGGACAAGGUCUUCACUUUCUUGAGCAGUCGAUCCGUGCCCGUGGAGAAGACGCAAAACUCCCAGAUGGGCCUUCUCCUGACUUCGAAGCAAAACCUGCUCGAGGUCCCGGAGUACAAGCUCGGGUAUUUCGAGAUUCAAGACGAAUCUUCCCAAAUCAUUUCCGCUCAGGUGGAUGCGAAGCCUGGUGAUAUGGUCUUAGACUACUGUGCUGGCAGUGGUGGCAAGGCUCUGUGCAUCGCCCCCCCAAUGCUCAAUCGAGGGCAGGUGUACUUGCAUGACGUUCGUGACACGAAGCUGUUCGAGUCAAAGCGUCGAUUUCGCAAGGCCAACAUCCAGAACUACACUUUGCUGCCGCCAUCUCACCCGCAGUUACACAAGCUGCGAGGCAAGAUGGACUGGGUCUUGGUGGAUGCCCCAUGCUCACAGACCGGGGCUCUCCGAAGAAAUCCGGACAUGAAGUGGACCUACUCGGAUGAUCGGCUUUGGAAAUGGGUUGCACUACAACGUGAGAUCUUUGAGGCUGCCCUCAAGUACGUCAAGGACAAAUGGACAGCGGGAAGAUUGUGUACGCCACCUGCAGCCUGCUGGAAGAGGAGAACGGGCAACAAGUCCGGUUCUUCUGUGAGAAGUUUGGACUUUACCUGA
Messenger RNA from Symbiodinium pilosum, 1452 nucleotides. NCBI's taxonomy places the organism in Eukaryota, Dinophyceae, Suessiales, Symbiodiniaceae. The record is from the annotation of a GenBank genome assembly.